UAUAGAGUGUGUAUUUGACAGUAACCAGCAUCAACAAGGGAAUUGCCAGCUGAACGACUUUGUUGUAACUUCGCCGAAACUUCCAAGAUGAUGAGCACAUUUAAGAUUGUCGUUUUCCCCGGCGACAAUUGUGGUCCAGAGGUGAUGGACGAGGCAAUCAAGGUACUUAAGGUGUUCGAGAGUCAGAGAGACCCAAUCAAGUUCGAAUUUGACACGCAGCUACUGGGAGGCGCCUCCAUUGACACGACCGGAGUCCCUCUGACCGAUUCAGCCCUCGAGGCUGCUAAGAGUGCCGAUGCUGUUUUGCUGGGUGCAAUAGGUGGCCCUAAAUGGGGCACGGGACUAGUUCGACCGGAACAAGGCUUGCUCGGUCUCCGGAAGGGCAUGAAUGCGUUCGGGAAUCUUCGACCGUGCAAUUUUGCGGCGGAGUCGCUGCUCAACCUAUCGCCGUUGAAGCCAGAAAUUGCCCGUGGAACCGACUUCACCAUCCUUAGGGAACUCGUCGGGGGGAUGUACUUCGGCCCUGACCGCAAGGACCCGGACGAGGCCUUGAGCUCGGCUCAAGACGUCGAUUUCUAUUUGAGAGAGGAAAUCGAACGAGUGGCAAGGCUUGCUGGCUAUUUGUCCAAGCAGCAUCAUCCUCCACUCCCAGUGUGGAGUCUGGAUAAAGCAAACGUGCUUGCCGCUUGUGGGAGACUGUGGAGAAUGGUGGUCUCGGAGGUUUUCGAGAAAGAAUUCCCAGAUGUGCCUCUUGGCCAUCAUCUGAUUGAUUCUGCGGCAAUGCUCAUGAUUAAAAACCCAACUGCGUUGAAUGGCAUAGUUCUGACGAGCAACCUCUUCGGAGACAUCAUUUCAGACGAAGCGAGUGUCAUUCCGGGCAGCUUGGGGUUGCUGCCAAGUGCAAGCUUGUGCGACAUUCCCGGACCAGGCAAGACAGUCAGAGGAAUCUAUGAACCAAUUCAUGGCUCGGCCCCCGACAUUGCAGGAAAAGGCGUAGUCAACCCUGUUGGGACGAUACUUUCUGCGGCACUGAUGCUCCGGUACUCACUCGGCAGGGAAAAGGAAGCAGCGGCGAUAGAGAAAGCCGUUGAAGAAACCAUCAACUCAGGAGUACGCACUCGUGACAUAGGGGGUCGGGCGGGCACUGUGGAAUUCGGUGAUGCAGUGGUGCAAAACUUGAAAACUAGAUUGUCAUAG
This is a messenger RNA of Phialemonium atrogriseum, 1197 nucleotides long. Its product is annotated as 3-isopropylmalate dehydrogenase. Gene Ontology annotation, molecular function: magnesium ion binding; NAD binding; 3-isopropylmalate dehydrogenase activity. NCBI's taxonomy places the organism in Eukaryota, Fungi, Ascomycota, Sordariomycetes, Cephalothecales, Cephalothecaceae. Gene Ontology annotation, biological process: L-leucine biosynthetic process. Gene Ontology annotation, cellular component: cytosol. Bases 88 to 1197 code for a protein of 369 amino acids. The record is from RefSeq and is a predicted model, not a curated record. The transcript has 5 exons.